Molecule: messenger RNA, 1107 nt
Organism: Cladocopium goreaui
Lineage: Eukaryota; Dinophyceae; Suessiales; Symbiodiniaceae
Source: the annotation of a GenBank genome assembly
AUGCCGGGCAGGUCAGAGCCAGAACCUGUGCGGCGCCCCAGAAUGAUGAUCAAUGUCUUGGAGGAAAUAUCCUCUGAGUACACCUAUGCCUCCUUCAAGCGACAUGAGGAGGGACCCCUACCAGAGGUGCCCAAGGAGAUCUGGGACGAAGCCCGUUCACAGCUCCGUGUGCGCCUUCGAGAGAUAGAGGAGCAUCGAGAACGAGCUGCGGAGCGCAGACGGUUAGAGAAGGAAGAGAAGGAGAACGAGGAGGAGAAGGAGAUGGAACGGCGACUGUGGGCUGAAGCAGUGGAAGAAGUUGAGGCAGAACCACGAGAACUCUUCAAUCUCUUCAAACUGUUGAAUAGCAAUGCAGGUACCGAAAGUGAGGAACAACAGAUGGCCGAACAAGAAGCACAUGCAUUGCAGGAACAUCAUGAGACUCACAAGAAUGAAGACGGCAAGCCCGAUCCGGACUCUUUGCUGGGCAAGCUCAUGAAGAACAACGUGGACAAAGGGGCUGGAAAGGUGAAUCCGAACCAAGACCGUCCUGAUGAGCAGUUCGACGAAGACACCGAGGCCAAAAAAGUGGCCAUGUCAGAGCUUCUCAAAAAGGGUGGACAUGGCAAUGGCGAGGACCUCAAGCAGCAAUUCGAGGAGCUGCAAGCACAAGCAAAAAAGAAGGCGAAUCAAGCCAAAAAGGUGUUUGAAGAGAAGCUGGCCGCAGAGAAGAAGAAAUUAGCUGAGAAGCAGAAGGCAGCGAAGGAACGCUUGGAGCAUGAGCUGAAGUCAAAGCAACUUAAGGACCAGAUUCUGAUCAUGAAGGAACAGCAAGAGGAGGCGCGUGUCCAGGAAGAUUCCAUCCAGAUGGGGAUCAGUUUGUACUGCUGGGCCUUGAUGAUGCCCUUUGGUUACGAGGCAGGCCUUCUCCUAGAGCAAAAGAGACAAGGUGUUGGCAUCUUUGAAUGCGACGAGUGGGCUGUCUACAGCAACCAAUCCAUGAUGGCAGAUGGAAGUCCUUUUCCGUUCCCUGUGCAUGAGGUCACAGGCCCCAAUGGGGAACCGAUCUCCCUCUUUGUGCCACUGGGUGGGCGAUGGCACACUGCCUUGAACCGUCCCUCGGUGUGA